AUGAAAGAACAAUGCCCUCGUACAUGUGGAGUAUGUACUUCUUCAGGAACUAGUAAUAAUGUUAUUAUAAUUACAUUAGGUAAUAAAAAUCCAAUAUCAAAAGGAACAUGUGGUAAUAUGAAUUGUCCACGUUACUAUAUUUGUGUUGAAAACAAAUGUGUUCUUAAAAGUCAACCACCAAGACGUGCAACUUUAAAACCUGUAGCUAAAACUACCACCAAAUCUAAAUGUAUAAAUUUAUCUAUUAUAUGUUCUAAAGUAUCUCCAAAUCAAUGUAAUACAAAAAAACUUAUUAACAUAUAUGCUAUUAAAUGCCCCAAAACUUGUGGGGUUUGUAAAAUUUAA
This is a messenger RNA of Strongyloides ratti, 345 nucleotides long. Its product is annotated as ShKT domain-containing protein. NCBI's taxonomy places the organism in Eukaryota, Metazoa, Nematoda, Chromadorea, Rhabditida, Strongyloididae. The record is from RefSeq and is a predicted model, not a curated record. Bases 1 to 345 code for a protein of 114 amino acids. The transcript has a single exon.